Populus trichocarpa (black cottonwood) is the source of this 1079-nucleotide messenger RNA. Its product is annotated as ras-related protein Rab7. The record is from RefSeq and is a predicted model, not a curated record. NCBI's taxonomy places the organism in Eukaryota, Viridiplantae, Streptophyta, Magnoliopsida, Malpighiales, Salicaceae. Gene Ontology annotation, cellular component: vacuolar membrane. Gene Ontology annotation, molecular function: GTP binding; GTPase activity. The transcript has 7 exons. Bases 162 to 809 code for a protein of 215 amino acids.
GGAAGAAGAAUCAAGAACCACCUUAAAGAUGUCUUUUCCCUUUCACUAUUGUUAGUGUUUGUGGUGUCUUUCUUUUCCAUACUUUCCUGAACUAACUUUCUCUCGUUGAGAAAGGCAUUACAUAGCUGCUGACAUUUUUAUAAGAAUUCUUGAUCGUGACGAUGGACAUGUCUCGAAGAGCAUUACUGAAGGUUAUCGUUCUGGGCGAUAUCGGGGUGGGAAAGACUUCUUUGAUGAAUCAAUAUGUAUAUAAGAAGUUUAGCCAGCAGUAUAAAUCUACAAUUGGUGCUGAUUUUGUCACCAAGGAACUACAGAUUGAUGACAAACUGGUGACUUUGCAAAUAUGGGACACGGCGGGGCAGGAGAGGUUUCAGAGUUUAGGAUCAGCGUUUUACAGAGGGGCAGAUUGCUGUGUUCUUGUAUAUGAUGUAAAUAUACAGAAAUCAUUUGAAACACUUAAUAAUUGGCAUGAAGAAUUUGUCAAACAGCAGGCGGCGGAUCCAGCCGAUCCUGGUGCAUUCCCUUUUAUAUUAUUUGGGAACAAAAUCGACGUAGAUGGUGGAAGCAGCCGAGUGGUUUCGGAGAAAAAGGCCAGAGAAUGGUGUGCUUCCAGGGGAGAUAUACCAUACUUUGAGACCUCAGCAAAAGAAGGUUACAAUGUUCAUGAAGCAUUUCUUUGUGUUGCAAAAAUGGCACUAGAAGGUGAACAUGAACAUGAACAGGAACAUGAACAGGAACAUGACAUUUACUUUCAGGGUAUAUCAGAAACUGUUUCAGAAGUCGAGCAAAGGGGAGGCUGUGCGUGUUGAAGUUGGCUGCCAAAGGAUUGGAUGUCGGAAAAUUCAACCUUCUCAUAUGUUUCGUUCUUUAUUAUAUAUGUAUUAUGAUGCUGUUCAUUUGGGAUUCAGAGGUGUUCUUAUUGUUUGUAUUUUAUGUGUAUCUACAGCUAAUUAAGUAGCACACUCACCAUUAGACUGAUAGAUUGUUUAUUUUGUAACUCUAUUUUACAAAAAGAGACGCUAAACCAUUACCAAAACUCUAUUUACUGAAUUAAUAUACCUGCUAAUUUAUGGAUGUCU